CCAACUCAAACUUUGGUUGCUCCUAUGCCCACGUCACUUCCUCCACCAAUCAGAAUGAGGGUCCGGGUUCAGGAAGACGUCUUCCUGAUCCCAGUUCCACAAAGUGAGGCCAACUCCUGCUCUGUGUCGUGGCUGUGUGAGCAGGCAGCUCAGCGUUACUACCAGAAAUGUGGCCUCCUGCCUCGUCUCUCUCUGCAGAAAGAAGGCGCUCUGCUCUCCCCGCAGGACCAGCUACUGGCCGUCCUGCACACAAAUGAAGAGGUUCUGGCUGAAGUUUGCUCGUGCACUCUCAGAAAUAGAGUGACAGUGGCAGAAUGUGGUAAUGGGUCAGCAUGGGAAAAUCUGGAUGGGCCUGGUUAA
Maylandia zebra (zebra mbuna) is the source of this 360-nucleotide messenger RNA. The record is from RefSeq and is a predicted model, not a curated record. Lineage: Eukaryota; Metazoa; Chordata; Actinopteri; Cichliformes; Cichlidae.